Vigna angularis (adzuki bean) is the source of this 1380-nucleotide messenger RNA. RefSeq lists its product as uncharacterized. Gene Ontology annotation, molecular function: deNEDDylase activity. The coding region runs from base 24 to 1214 and encodes 396 amino acids. The record is from RefSeq and is a predicted model, not a curated record. Lineage: Eukaryota; Viridiplantae; Streptophyta; Magnoliopsida; Fabales; Fabaceae. The transcript has 8 exons.
CAAAAAAGGUCCGACAAGACCUUAUGCAGGAGAUCAGGGCCGAGGUGAGGGCUGAAUUCCAGAUGCUCUACCAGGAGCAGUUUCAGAGCAUGCGCCCGAUGCAGUCUCCUAUAGAGGAACAUGUGGUCCCUCCCCCUCCCACAGGGAGAAGCGGCAAAGGAAGUUGUUCCGCAUCAGCCAUCCCAGAGGAUGACAUGGACGAUGGUAGUCCAUGUCUGCUAUACAUUUUAGAAGAAGAUGAGAUGGUGCUGGUAGCUCGUGGAACAGAGUUUAGGUCAGCGACUGUAUGUCAUGGUAUGCAACUAUUAGAGGAUGAGGUGAAGGUCUCAGUGGAUGAAAUGAUCAUGCCAGAUGCCUCGGUUCCACUGUCCACGGAAGAGAUUUUCACUGUGGAACAAGCAUAUAAGUCGUUUAUCACUUGGCCUAAAUUUUUGGUUAAACCAGUUUCUGACCCCUCGACGCAGGAACAACAGAAGAUUCCUCUAUCUGAGGAUGACCCUCUUUCUUCAUUGCAUCUACUUGCUGACAUCCUUGAUGAUAAGCCUUUGGAGGUUCAGUAUGAUGCUAAUGUAUUUGGGCAUGGCUCUGAGGUCCCAAUAUACCUUAAUAGCCAAGAUGUCCGUGAGCUUGCGUCGGGAACACAAGAGUUGAAUAUUUCAAUUAUUCAACUAUGGACGAUGUAUAUGUCUGGGGUCACUAAUAAGUUGGGGCGUUCUGAUGAUUAUGGAUUCAUUGAUCCCCAAGACAUUCAUGAAUCAAAUGAUUUUGAUCAUAUCAACAUGAGAAUGAUAAGCAGUUUUCGAAGGGGCAAGAAAAUAUACUUUUUGCCUUAUAUAUCCGGGCGCCAUUGGCAACUUCUUGUUAUGUCUGUGCAAGACAACUAUGCUUUGUGGUUCUGCUCAUUGCACAGGCCUCCUCCCACACAACUCAGACAAGCAAUUGAUUGUUCUAUUCCAGCAAGUAUGAUGAUGGACGGGAGAUCAAUUGUUAAGAGUAGAAAGAUUGCUUGGAUUUCUCUCAAGUGUAACAGACAAAAUGGGUCAUAUGAGUGUGGAUACUAUGUAAUGUAUUGGAUGACCCAUAUUGUUCGUUCUCACAUCACAAGAAGCUGGGAAACGAGAUUCAAGACUACUACACCAGUUCCUGAGAAGUCACUACUAUUCAUUAGGAACGCUGCUGCGAAGUAUAUAGUUAGAUUAUACAAUAGCUCUUAGAUUUAGAUUUAAACAAUGCAUUUGAUUAGAUAGAAUUUUCUUAGACUCUCUACUUUAUUUGAUGUUGAAAUACAUUUGAACAUGUGUUUGUUAUGUUGAAAUUGAAUUUCUGUAAAUGUUUUUAUAUGCAGGUCUGUUUUUGUGGUAGUGGAUAUCACAAAAACAG